This is a messenger RNA of Monoraphidium neglectum, 1107 nucleotides long. RefSeq lists its product as hypothetical. Bases 1 to 1107 code for a protein of 368 amino acids. Lineage: Eukaryota; Viridiplantae; Chlorophyta; Chlorophyceae; Sphaeropleales; Selenastraceae. The record is from RefSeq and is a predicted model, not a curated record. The transcript is spliced from 10 exons.
AUGUGGCGAGGCGGCGACGCCGGGGCGGGCGUCUUGUCCCUGUCACCGACGGAGGUUGCGCUGGCGGCAGCGCUGAUUGUGGUCCAGGCGCUCGUAUCGCUCAGGUUCCAGCUGGGGCUGCACACGCAGCUGCUGUUUGCAGCCGUGCGCUGCGUGCUCCAACUCAGCGUCCUGGGUUAUGUGCUAGUGCCCAUAUUCGACUACGGCCGCGCGUGGCUGGUGCUGCUCUACUGCGCUUUCAUGGUCUGGGUGUCCGCGGUGGAGGCCGUGGGCCGCCCCUCCAAAACAUUCAGGGGCGUGUUCCUCAACACGCUGGUUAUUGUGGGGGGUAGCUCCUCCGCCAUCAUGGCCUACGCACUGCUGGUGGUGAUGAGGGUCGACCCCUGGUGGACACCCCAGUACCUCAUACCCAUCCUCGGAAUGGUGCUGGGCAACACCAUCACCGGUAUAUCUGUCGGCCUGGGUACCAUCAUUGAGGAGCUCUCAUCUGGCGCCGACCGCGUUGAGAAGCUGCUGGCCCUGGGCGCGACGCGUUGGGAGGCGACGCGGGAGCCUGUGGCGCGCGCGGUCAAGCUGGCCAUGACGCCGCUGCUCAACCAGAUGAGCGUGGUGGGGCUGGUGUCAAUCCCCGGAAUGAUGACCGGCCAGAUCCUGGCCGGCACAAACCCUUCAGAGGCCGCACGGUACCAGAUGGUCAUCAUGUUCCUUCUGGGGGCGGCCGCCACGCUGGGCGCCGUCGCGUCGAUCUACGCGGCCGUGAUGCACCUGGUGGACGGAAAUCACAGGCGAGCGCCGCUGCGCGGCGACAGGCUCCUGCCCAAGGACACGAGGGGCAUCUUUGUGUGGCUGUGGCACCAAUUGGUCGCGGCCUGGCAGUUCUUUGUGCGCACGUUCUGCUGCUGCCUCCUCCGCCGCCCCGACCGCGAUGGCGCCUACGAGCCCCUCAGCGGCGGCGCCGGCGGCGGCGACGCUGUGGAGGGCGGGAGCGAUGGGGCGGUCGUCGUCGGCGAGGGCGGCCCGGGGUCCGGGUCCCUGGAGCGCAAGGCCAGCGGAGCCAAUGAUUCGGAUGUUGAGGCGCCGUCAUCGCUGGUGUCACCAAGAGCAUAG